Messenger RNA from Betta splendens (Siamese fighting fish), 3945 nucleotides. RefSeq names its product prominin 2 (gene prom2). The record is from RefSeq and is a predicted model, not a curated record. Gene Ontology annotation, molecular function: cholesterol binding. The coding region runs from base 234 to 2717 and encodes 827 amino acids. Lineage: Eukaryota; Metazoa; Chordata; Actinopteri; Anabantiformes; Osphronemidae. The transcript has 25 exons. Gene Ontology annotation, cellular component: apical plasma membrane; prominosome; cell surface.
UUUACGUUCUCAGUGUUGUACUCGGUACACACUCCAACAGCUUCAACUUGACCGCAGCUCGUACAGCGGAUCGGGUUUCCUCAGCCUAUAGAGUCUCACGCCCUUGGAGAUCAGCGCUUCUGUGUUCUCCAGCCGAACGAGCUGCUUCUCCGCCGGUUCCUCCAGACUCCAACGCGGCACGGCGGAGCUUGUGCCAUGAGCUGAACACCCCGACGCCUGUCUCAUCUGGAACCAUGGGGCCGCGUGGGAGCCACUCGGCACCGCUCAGGGCCGGAGAAGCGGCGAUGCUGCUGGGCCUCUGUCUGGCCCAGUCCGCGCCUCCACAGACGUGCUCAGCCCCCCAGCAGAACGUCACCCAGCCUCAGUACCAGAACACUAUAGAGGACAAUGGCUCCGGCUUCAUGGCAGCUCUGGUCCAUUCCUUUCUCAACUCAGUCCAGCCUCAGCCGUUUCCUGGAGACCUGAUCCUGAACAUAACCGACAUGGUGCAGAAAGGGCAGAUCAGUCAAAAAACGACCACGGCCGCCCUGGUGUAUGAAAUAGGCUUCCUGGUCGGCGCCGCCGUCGGCGUCCUGUACAUCGUCCUGAUGCCUUUGGUCGGCCUCUUCGUGGCCUGCUGCCGUUGCUGCGGCAACUGUGGGGGGACGAUGUACCAGAAGCAGACGUCCUCGCUUCACUGUCGCCGGAGGGCGCUCUACUGGAGCGCCUUCGUCGCCACCGCCGUCAUCCUCGCCGGCAACAUCUGCAUGUUCAUAAGCAACGCCAACUUUAAAGUGAGCGUGCAGCGCGGUCCAGGGCUGCUCAACACAUCAAUAGACAACAUCAACACCUUUGUGACGGCGGUGCCUCAGCAAAUCGGCUCUGUGGUGAACGAGAGCCAGACCGUCAUUGAUGAUGUCAUCAACAACCUAAACAAUAUUGGACCCGAGCUGGGAUCAGCCAUCCAGCAGCGCAUGACAGGAACGCUGGGCCCGGUGCUGUCCUCACUCAGCCUCCUGGACCGCGAGACCGCGAACGUCAGCGUUCUGCUCAACGCACUGAACUCCUCCCUGGUCCAGCUGCAAUCCAGCGUCAACCUGCUUCAGAGCAACCUCACCAGCGUUCGCGGUCGCAUCAACGACACUCUGUCCGACCCCAACUGCAUUGGGUGCGGUUCCCAUAAGUCAGAGCUGCAGACACUAACGCUGAACAUCUCUGUUAACGUGCCUGGUCUGAGCACCUUCCAGUCUGCAGUGAAUGAAGUCGUCGCAAUCAACCUCACAUCCAAAAGACAAGUGGUCAGUGACUUCUUUAACAGCAUCCCGCAGAUGGUGACCAACAACACCAUGACUGUGGUUCAAAGCAGCAAGCAGCAACUGACCAACAUAGAAACACAAAUCUCCCAGGUUACCAGCAAGAUCCCUUUGUCUUCUCUGAACAGCCUGUCCAAUUCCCUGACCAAUGUGCAGACAGAGAUCAACCGGGUCGUCCCUCAAGUCCAGAGCUUUGAAUUUAUCAGGUGGAGCGUGACCAUAGCCAUUUGCUGUGUGGUUCUGCUGGUGGUUGUGUGUAAUGUCCUGGGUCUGGUUCUGGGGCCUCUGGGUCUGUCGCCCAGAGCCGACCCGACCAAGCGCUCCUGCGUGGCCGACUGCGGAGGCACCUUCCUCAUGAUGGGUGCGGGUUUCAGCUUCCUGGUGUCCUGGCUCUUCAUGAUAGUGGUGCUGGUGCUGUUCCUGGUGGGCGGGAAUGUUUACACUCUGAUCUGUCGGCCCUGGAGCAACGGACAACUGCUACAGUUCAUCGAUAAUUCCUUUUUAGCUGCAAACCUUCAGUCUUUAGGACUCAAUAGCAGCCUCAGCAUCUCUGAAAUCUACACAGACUGUGAGAACAACCAGCCCGUGUGGACGACGCUGCGCCUGUAUGAACUCAUAAACCUCAACGAUUACCUCAACGUGUCCAAAUACACGGCGCAGAUCCAGCAGCAGUUCGACAGCACCAACAUGAACCUGUCCUCCAUCAACCUCCUGAACCCUCAAGUCGAGAGCCAGCUCCGGAACUUCAGCGCCAACGCUUUGAACGUGGACACCACCGCUUUCACGCAGCAGACAAACAACAUCUCCAGCAUCAACCUGAAUACCACAGCCAAUGUACUGGACAACCUUGCUGCCAAUAUAACAAACACGACUAUCAAACAGCAGCUUAACGAUGAGGCCACGAACCUGAGGCAGCUCCAGAUCAACAUAGAAACAAUCAUCUUACCACAAGUGAGAAGCCUGAAUCUGACCAUCCUGAGCCUCACGUCCCUCAGCAGUGAAAUCAACCAAACGGUGGGGGGGCUGCUGCAAAGCGUGGGAGUAGCGCAAGGAUUCCUCAACACCAAUGUGACACAGAUCGUCCGGACCGAGAGCCGGACCUUUCUGAACUGUCAGCUGAGCUACUUCACCGCUUUCGCCCAGUGGGCCAACACCACGAUCACGCAGCAGGUGGGCCGCUGCCGGCCCGUGGCGGGCGCCAUCGACACGGCGCAGGAGAUCGUCUGCUUGCAGAUUGUGGAAUCACUGAAUGCGUUCUGGUUCAGUCUGGGCUGGUGCCUGAUGUUCUUUAUCCCCAGCAUCAUCUUUUCUAUGAAACUAGCAAAGUACUACAGAAGAAUGAAGUCCACUGACGUGUAUGAGAAUGAGUAUCUCAACCACAUAAGUAUGACUCACAUCCCACGGGCCCAGAUGAAAGUCACCUGAGAGGACGACACUCCUGCCCAGAUGUGACUCUGGUAAAACACCACCAGGUUACGUUCUACUGACGCUUGUCCAUUUCCAGGUCUCAGCAUCGUGUGGGGAAGCGAAGCACUUAUGUGACUGCAGUCACGCCACAUUGGAGACCACACGCCACAUAUUUGAAUUGACCUCAGGGCGUCACAGGGCAUGAGGGAAUCUGCAGGGAUUUGUUUUUUAUCAGUCCAAAUUUAUAUUUUCAUGAGAUUUAUUUGACCGUGUUCUGCUGCUGCUGGAUUCAGUGAAUAUAAAGUGGUCAAUAUCAACAAAGUUGUAAUUACUAUUUCAUUUACUUAAUAUAUAAAGAGUAAUGAACAUUUCAGUUUAUUUAUUUUUUAUAUGUUAAAUGUUUUACAUGUAUGCUGUUACUUACUAUGUCUUUGAUGUUUAAAUUUAGCCUUUUAUGAACAAUGACUUUCUUUUUGGAUCUUUUUUGUCCUUUGCACUUCGUCUUAUCACAGAUGCGUCAGUGGCCACAGAUAAUCUUUAAGUCCAGUCAGCAGACCUGACUGGUUUGUUGUUGGGAGAAAGGCUGUUUAAAUAGCAACUGUAACGCGACAACGCCGUCGCAGAGGAGCCUUCUGUGGCUCAUUAUACUGAGGCUCUGUUUUGUGUCACCAUGUGGAGCCAAGGUGCAACAGGCCCAGACAAGUCUAUAAUAAUGACUAUUCCUACAAAUCAUUACAAAUGUAAUAAAUGAUUUACAACAUAGAGAGGGGAGAGCUUAGAUUUAGUGUCUGCUAUAUUUAUUUUUAAAAUUUUUAAGUAGGUUCAUAGUGAUGGUGGUUUGUGGGGUGUUACUGUGCCAAAGGCAUGGGUGAUGUGCCAGCCUCAGUCUGUUCAUGGCUCUGUGGAAACCUAAUUCCAGAUGCACAACACUUUUACCGAAAUUCCUAGUUAUAUUUGCACUAAUGCUGAAAAUCAAAGCACAUUUUCCUUCAAGCAAUCGCAAAAUGAUUCCACUCUUUCAUGAUGACGUGUGAAACCUUUCUCCAGAAAUCAGAAUGUUAUUUGUUCGUAGUGCUGGGACUGUAAUUCAUCAUCUGACAUGAUCUUUGUACUGUACUGCUGUGUGUACGUCAGUGGCUUUCUGUUAUUGUACUCAGCACUUUAUACGAUCCGUUUGUUCACUGUGGUAAAAGGUUGUGGACAUCUCUGAAAACUACUGCUCAUUAAAACAGUCUGAUCAACACGA